CUCCUAAGCUUAGACAUGACUUUCGCUUUGCUCACUCGUUCUUUAGCCGCCGUUGCCUCCACGAAGAGCUGCAGCAGUCAAGCGUUGGUCGGUUUCGCUUCAAAGUUGUCUGCUAUCAAUAAGAGUGGUGCUCGUUUUCAUCCGCAACAGUGUAAUUUUGCGAAAAAAAUGACUCUGCCGCGCUGCUUUUUCGACAUGGCCGUGGAUAACCAGCCACUCGGUCGGAUCGUCAUCGAGCUGCGUCCCGAUGUUGUCCCAAAGACGAGCGAGAACUUCCGCGCGCUCUGCACCGGCGAGAAGGGAUUUGGCUACAAAGGGUCGAUCUUCCACCGCGUGAUCCCGAACUUCAUGUGCCAGGGUGGUGACUUCCAGAACCACAACGGCACCGGUGGCAAGUCGAUCUACGGCAACAAGUUCGAGGACGAGAACUUCAACCUGAAGCACACCGGCCCGGGCAUUCUCUCGAUGGCUAACGCCGGACCGAACACCAACGGCUCCCAGUUCUUCAUCACGACCGUGAAGACUUCCUGGCUCGAUGACCGUCACGUCGUGUUCGGCAGCGUUGUCGAGGGCAUGGAUGUCGUGCGGAAGAUUGAGAGCUUCGGCUGCCACUCGGGCAAACCCUCCAAACAAAUUGUUGUCGCCAACAGCGGACAGCUGUAAAUCAUCCUUCCUUGCACCAAGAGAAAUAUCCAGUUCCUGCUGUUGCUGCUUUCAACAGCAGAGUCUGUUGUUUCUUUUUUUUCCACCCUCUUCAAGAAGAGAGAUCAUUCAAACUAUGCUAAACUUACCGGAAAUCGGAAGAGGUAGUGAACGGAUGGGAAAUGACAAGCGCGCGCGUAGGGUUAAUAACAAUUCGAGAAUUUUUCUUACCAUCGCUCAUUACAUUUUGCAUUUGGCUAAAGCAUACUAAACCAAAUUAAUUCUUUAACAAGAAAAGAAGGAAUAAAGUAUGUAAUAACAAAACGCUGUUAAUUUACGAA
This is a messenger RNA of Anopheles coustani, 983 nucleotides long. RefSeq names its product peptidyl-prolyl cis-trans isomerase-like. The coding region runs from base 16 to 663 and encodes 215 amino acids. The transcript is spliced from 2 exons. The record is from RefSeq and is a predicted model, not a curated record. Gene Ontology annotation, molecular function: peptidyl-prolyl cis-trans isomerase activity. Gene Ontology annotation, biological process: protein peptidyl-prolyl isomerization; protein folding. Lineage: Eukaryota; Metazoa; Arthropoda; Insecta; Diptera; Culicidae. Gene Ontology annotation, cellular component: intracellular membrane-bounded organelle.